GAACUAGGCUGAUAUAUUAUCUGUUGUUUGUACCGAUGGGGGUGACCAAGACUCCCAAACGGAGACGGAGGCGUGAGGCCAGCAAAUUUCCAUUUGGAGUUCCCCUAAAGGGAUGGUCACCAGCCUACGACGAGGCUCUUUUGAAGUUCAAUGAGGGAAAUGUACCAUUGCGCCGAAGUAGCAGAGUGAAAUUCAAAGUGGACCGAUUUGGGGGUGGAGAGGGGACUUCUUCAAUGGAGGACAGGAAGCCUGCAACUCGUAGAAAGCAGCGGAUGCCUAGGGACCCAAAAGGGUACUUCCUUGCUAGAGGAAAACAGUCGGGAGAAAUCGCAUUAUCUUGCUACAAUCAGAAACAUGGAACCAACUUGGAGUUCGUGAGAUUUGUGGAAUUCAAGGAGAGGGAAUUCUUUGGACCUGGUUACUUAUUGAACUUUAACGAGAAAUACUCUAGGUGGAGGCAUGUCAACUUUGAGGCCAGGCUGCCCAAUGCAAAUCCCAAUGACAAACCACUCCUUCUGUUUGCUGAAUUAUAUAGGAAGAAUGGCAAAUAUGAACUUACCACACUGUCACAAGUGAACCCUUCCCCUGAUGAUUGUGCUUGUCCGAGUUGUGACAGAUCUUCCGUGAUUCAUCCUCUUCAUGGAUUUCGUGCUGGUUUUGUGGCCUCUGAGCCCAGUGAGCCCAAGAUAAUGUCCAAAGAAGAUGCUGUCAAACUGGCCGAGUUCGCAUUGAAGGACUACAAUGAUAAACAUGGAACAACGUUGAAGAUUGAAAGGGUCCUUGAAUGCAAUAGUUUUACGAGUUCUGGUCCAUUGAUGGACUUCACUGUGAAAACCAAACGUUGGGUGCAUAUGAACUUUGAGGUGAGGGCGGGUACUAUGGAAGACAUAAUUCGCUUGUUUGCUGAACUUUACCUCUCAGAUGAUAAUACGACGUACGUGCUUGCGUCAUUGUCACCCACCAGUCCUUCAGAAAAGCGGUGCGAAUGGGCAAAGUACUACAACUUAG
Molecule: messenger RNA, 1008 nt
Organism: Striga hermonthica
Lineage: Eukaryota; Viridiplantae; Streptophyta; Magnoliopsida; Lamiales; Orobanchaceae
Source: the annotation of a GenBank genome assembly